Messenger RNA from Paramecium tetraurelia, 546 nucleotides. RefSeq lists its product as uncharacterized. The transcript has 2 exons. NCBI's taxonomy places the organism in Eukaryota, Ciliophora, Oligohymenophorea, Peniculida, Parameciidae. Gene Ontology annotation, biological process: retrograde vesicle-mediated transport, Golgi to endoplasmic reticulum; protein retention in ER lumen. The record is from RefSeq and is a predicted model, not a curated record. Gene Ontology annotation, cellular component: Golgi membrane.
AUGAACUCUGACGUUGAUCCUCUAUACACAAGAUUGUAUCACAAAUACUCAAUGAAGUACAGAAGGAUCAUAGAUAAGUAAUAUUUUGAUUCUCCAAUUUUUAGGUUGAUUUUGCACCCAGGAAAAAGAUGGUUUCUUUGUGCUUUUUUCCUCCUUGUCUAUUUUAAUAGACUUAUUGAAACACAAAGUUAUUUUGUUGUAUCCUAUAUGUUGGGAAUUCAAAUAAUUUAAUCCUUGUUGAGAUAUUUUACGCCAUUAGGACUUCCAGAUAUAGAAGAUGAAGAUGAAGAUGUCAAUAUCUAACUCCCACAACAUAAUGAUGAUAGACCUCUAAUUAGAUCGAUGCCUGAAAUUUCAUUAUGGGAAUAAAUUAUUUUUGCCCUGAUCCUGUCGAAUUUUGCAACAUUCUUUUAAAUAUUUGAUCUUCCUGUUUAUUGGCCUUUUUUAUUUAGCUAUUUCAUUUUAGUUAUAAUCAUAACUUUUAAAAAAUAUCUCAAACACAUGUAGAAAUAUGGAUAUAGUUGGGGAGAUUUCUCAAAGAGAUGA